Messenger RNA from Enterobius vermicularis (human pinworm), 504 nucleotides. The record is from the annotation of a GenBank genome assembly. Lineage: Eukaryota; Metazoa; Nematoda; Chromadorea; Rhabditida; Oxyuridae.
AUGGAAGUAUGGAAUUCUUUGAAAUCUGCAUUCACUUUUGAAGCGGCUAUACAAUUCUUAACGAAUCAAUUCAAAAAUUUGUAUCUCAAGUGCGUGGGGAAAGAAAAAGACGUUGGGCUUCGAGAACAAAUGCUUUUUUUUCUUCUGUUCCCAUCAAAUCAUCCGGUUUUAUCUGCCGGAAAACAUCUAGAAGCAUUUAAUGCAUUAGCAGAAAUAAACAAAGAUGGUGAAAAGAUUAAGGUGUUGAUGCUUAAACUAAUGUUCAGUGAUGCACAUGAAAAAGGAGUGUGCAAGGAAUGGGAGAUGGUAGACCUUAAACAGCAGUUGGAUGUGAUUGAUUAUUUUGGUCCAAUCGCUGUAUGGAUUUCAUUUUUUGCCAUUAUAUUUAUAAUUUCCGUUACCUGCAUAUUAUGGUGUUGUGUAUCCGACAAAGACGAUUCUACAGUUUUUGCUAAAUGGGGAAUGGGACCUCGGUCACGUUUAACUAACAAACAUGGUGAAUAA